This is a messenger RNA of Cantharellus anzutake, 1033 nucleotides long. RefSeq lists its product as uncharacterized. The transcript has a single exon. The coding region runs from base 328 to 909 and encodes 193 amino acids. The record is from RefSeq and is a predicted model, not a curated record. Lineage: Eukaryota; Fungi; Basidiomycota; Agaricomycetes; Cantharellales; Hydnaceae.
GUGACUCUUCGUAACCCUCCCCUAGCCUUUCUUCGUAGUUGGGGGUGGCUGGUGCAAUUCCAGAUUCUCCUCUUCCUCACCCUGAACUUGUUGGGCUGUGAAGAAUCUAUCGGAGCUGUUGUAUGUAUGGCUGUCACUUGGAUCGUAGUUGGUCCUUCAAUGCGGAUCGUUGGACACGAGGGCCCCAGCCCACACGGCGAGGGUCCGGCAUUAAUUGUGGCAGCCAUCCUUUUUCUAUCAUCUCUUCUUUCCGAUCGAUCUGCCUGAUUUAAGACGUCCUUGCUGGAACGCUCCCGCCCAAUUUUUGGUUGUACAAGCCGCUCGCCCAUGGUACCAGCGGCCGUCACUGAUUAUCCAAAUGCUUCUUAUCAUGUGAAUGCUCAUUCGGGAAGGGAUGACUUGCCGCUGAGAUCGAAUGCUACUGCAGAUUGUUUGCAUUCCGGUCCGUCUCAGUUUUCGAUUACUCUUUCAUCUUUGGCGAUGGAUGGCUUUGUAUUGUGGCGUCGGGGCCAUUAUCACUUUGAUAAAAACGUUCCGUCUCGUCUCAGUGCGAUGUCCGUGUUUGUGUCUCGUUCUGCAGAUCGUCUUCCGGGAACUUCGCCUCCAACUUUCCUUGUGAGACACCCAGCAGUGGUUACUCUGCUUCUAUCCAACUACAUCUCCGGUCCGGUCAGCUGCCCUCUCGUUCCUCGUUCUUCUUCAGGGGCCUGCGAUCGGAAGGUUAAUGUUAAUCGCCUUGAGUCCCUGCAUCAUCUGUUUUCCCUUUUCACAUCAUAUCGAGACUCCGCAUUGUUCGUCAUCUCGCGUUCAUCUGCAGACCUCUCGGACGAUUUCCCCCUUCUCCGAUCGCAAAUUUUACCAGGAAUACCCCUUCCGAUCAUUCUGCUCUGUUCUGCUGCAUGGUGUUAAUAUGUGGUUCGUCAAAUUUGAAGUGAAAUUCAUUUGGUUGGUAAAAUUUAGGGUCACAUUCAAAAGUCUUUCCCCUCGCGUUCUGUUGCUCACAUUGCUCGUUUCCAAGUGUUCUCUUAGUUAC